CGACUCAAGGGAGAGUCUCUGUAGUGGAUGUGUGACCGAGUAGUGUGGUAAAGAUAAGAGCUUGAUCAUUUAUUUAAAUAUUUUUAAAUAUUAAUUAGAGUUAGUAGAGUUAUGGCAUUGGUUAACUCUAAAGUCUAUAAAUAAAGAGUGUAAGUUCAUUUUUUUUAUUGACUCACACUCAUCAAUUACUCCCUCUUUCUCUCUCGUAGCCAUCUUCUCCCAUUCCAAUUUAUCUCUUUGUUUUCAUCAAGAGCCAAGCACCAAUAUCACCAUAAAACUCUCAUAGUUUUCUUUUUAUUUCAUUCACAGCCAAUGCUUCAAACUUCCAUUCAUACCACCUCACACAACCAUACAAUACCAUACACCACUUUUAAUUUCAAAAUCACCGUCAUCUUCUUAUAAUUAUCAUAUAGCCACAACACUAUAAUUUUUGUUAUUUGCCAAAACACAUGAACCUCACCAUUGCUACCAAUUGUUCAUCAAGUUAUAGAGUUCUAAACUUAGGGUUGCAAUUAGUUGGUGUUUUCAUUUCCAAAAAUUAAGGUAUGAUAUGUUAUUUUGAGAAUUUAUUUAUAGUAUAACUGGGUUAAGUUUUAUUGCCAUUUUUGUGUUUCUAAUCUUAAUAUUUGGAAACUAAGGUUUACGUGGUAUGUAUACAAGGCUUUGGUUCUACAUAUAAUUUUCGCAAUCAAGCUAGGAUCUCCACAUUCGAGAUAUAGGAGAUAUGUCUCUUAGAAUUAAGGCGUCAAACGAUACAGUACUUGCAGAAAUAAAAAAUAUUCUGUCACUUAAGAUCGAAAAUAUCCGCCACGAAGAGGAUAAGAUUCUUAGAGCUCUGCGAGAAGUCAUCGCAAUUAAUGAAGAAAUUAAAAGAGUAGUAGAGGUGAGGGGAGCCUUGAUCAAAUCACGAGAGAAGUUUCUAGUGCUAAGGGCUGCUUUGUCACAUGUCCCCGAACUUCUUUACUAUAUCGAUGAAGUCUGGCACCGUGUCUCAAAUCUUGGCGACGCAAUUAGAUACGCAGCAUUCAUAUGUGAGCUGACGCUUGACUUCCACAACUUCGUUUUCGAAAAGACUUAUAUUGUGGAAACAAACGGCAUGGAAGAAGAACGCGUCAAGAACAUACGAUAUAAGCUAAGUGACGACAGUGUGGAGGACAUAACAGAAUCUGUGAACGUAACAACUGAACGAGAUUUGGAAGAAUCAGAAAUGCCAGACUAUUUUGAAGUGACAGCAGAAAUGUUGGAACUUGAACUAAUAAGCCCACCUCAAAUAGAAGCAGAGAAAAUAGUAGAAGUAAUAGAGAUUCCCUCAGAUGAAGAAUCCAAAGAUGAGGAAAUGCCAGAAGGUCCCAAUGAGCUAGAUUAUUCCCCAAUACCGAAAAGCAAGGACUUAGAUCUGCCCGCAACAACCAACAUCCAUGAACCAGAAGAUGACAUACCUGACUAUCAUUUUGAAGUAGAAAUUGAUGAGUCAGACUCUGAAUCCGAGGAUGUGCCAGCACCAACUCCAGCAGAUGUGGAAAUGGAAAUAAACUUCGAGGAACACCCAGAAGAGGACCUACAAGAAGACCCUGAAGGAUCUGAAGCCGAGUCAUGCGUGGAGGACGAAUAA
This is a messenger RNA of Cannabis sativa, 1612 nucleotides long. RefSeq lists its product as uncharacterized. The record is from RefSeq and is a predicted model, not a curated record. The transcript has 2 exons. Lineage: Eukaryota; Viridiplantae; Streptophyta; Magnoliopsida; Rosales; Cannabaceae. The coding region runs from base 725 to 1612 and encodes 295 amino acids.